Messenger RNA from Polyodon spathula (Mississippi paddlefish), 1837 nucleotides. RefSeq lists its product as uncharacterized. The transcript has 4 exons. The coding region runs from base 132 to 563 and encodes 143 amino acids. NCBI's taxonomy places the organism in Eukaryota, Metazoa, Chordata, Actinopteri, Acipenseriformes, Polyodontidae. The record is from RefSeq and is a predicted model, not a curated record.
ACACAUUCCAGGCAGGCUAUUGCUGUGGAGGCUGUACAACAACUUCAGAGUGAAUUUGAAAGCUGCAGCUAAGUGGUAUCCAGAGAUUCUCUGAUCAACAAGGGUAACCAGGGCGUUUCCAGGAUCCUAACAUGUAUUUUCGGUUGGUUGUGCUUUUGGUCCUGACUCUUGGGGUUGUGCAGUGCCAAAGGAGACGUCCUGCUAAAGAUGAAUGGGACUACAGAGAUGGAGCUGAUAAGGUCAACAUGCGAGGGGUGGCCAAUCUAACUGAGGUCCUAGACAACUGGAGAUUCGACAUCCUGAAUCAGAUGAAGAACCUUGUUCAGAAUGACCACCAGGCCCUCCUCCCAGACUAUUCCAGGAUCCCGGCCCUGUCGGAGGCCCUGGAUGACCUCUUCAAGGAGUUCAAUGCGCUGAAGGAACGGCUUGGGGAGCUCAGCGAGAAGUUUGUGGGCAUCGAGACCUUCAUCGACGAGGUCAAGGCUGGGCACGCUGCCAACGGAGGGGCACGGGCCGAAGCCCUGCCCAAGAAGAAGGUCAACCCCAAGAAGAGGAAUCCCUAAGGACCCCCGGAGACCCCCUCCACUACAAUCCUUCUACAGGCCUAUCAGGACAUAGCAAUGCUUCUAUCAGCUUGCAAACUUUCAUCUUUGCCUUGAAUCAGUCACUUAUAAUAGAUAUUCAGUAAAAGAUACAUAAGAAAUAUGGAAGCUUGUUGAGCCCCAAGUAAAAGUUUACUGUAGUAAAAGCAUACCAAUGUGUAAUAAUAAAGCAUAGGUAAACAUUGUAAAGAAUAAACAGGAAUGGAAAAGCUAUGGUAAAUAUAUAGUACAGCCAUUGGAAAAUACAAAAAUAUUGUGCAAGAAUACUGUGGUAAACUUUUAUAGGAGGCUUUACUAGUGUACAGCAAACGACUGUACAAACAACUUUUUUUUAUUUAAUUGUACGCUAUUUAGCUGUGAAUACAGCGCCAAGGAUUCAUAAAGCUUGCACUUGUGCAGUGCUUAAAGAGCGUUAUUUUCAAAAUCUGUUUUUAAGAAUAAAACCCAGUUUGUUAUUCAAACAACAAUAUUCUUAUAGUAGGCCCAUUAAUUCCCUUGGCUUGGUUUAUGUGUGUCUUUUAUUGAAUAUGCUAAUAUGUAUUAGGUGCCAUUAUAUAGUAGCACACAUUUGUUUUUGUUGUAAAUACAGUGGAACCAAAAAGAGAAUAAUUAGCUUGGCUGAAAAUAAAGGUAUAUACAAGAAACACAGCAAUUAGAUGCAAUUAAGAGUGUAGACAACAAAAAACUGCCUUUACAGGAAGACCCUUAAACAUAUGUAAUGCAUUACAUGCAUUAUAGCUUAACAUUCCAGCAAUAAAAUAUACCAUACUAGCAUUGUACUCCAAGUUUGCUAUAGUAGAUUGGAUGAACAACACACUGGCAAAUACAGCACCUGCAGGACACAGCAGCAUGAUUUUUCUUUGUACUGAACAAAAACAAACUAGAUUGAUUGAAUACACUGGCGUUAAACCUUUCCAAUUGAAAUUAUAUAAUUCUGUACUGCUAAUGUAUCUAAUUUUCAGCAGGCUUCAUUUAUCGCAGAAGGGUGCUUGUGAAUAGGGAUUCUGCCACUCAAAACUAACAGUCGCGGUUAGUUAUCCUCAGCAACAGAUUGCAUACAACCGCUGCUAGCACAGAAAAACAACAUUUCAUGUUUUUGAAGAGACCCAAAGCUGUUCACAUUUUAUCUAUUUGUGUAUUGCGUGUGAUCCUGCAAAAGAGCUAUGGUUUUCCUGUUUUGUUUUUUUUUUGUUUUUUUUUCUCUGCAUGACUAAUAAAAAUAUGGUGAAAAGCGA